CAGCUUUCUGACCCACCAUCCUUGCCUUCGGAAAAACCCACCAAAAAUGUCAAUUCCCUUUUUUUAAAAUAUAAAAAAAUUUGUAGUCAAACUCACUCAAAUCCCAAUCCCCAAACCAAACUUACAACAACAAAACUAAUUACUACAAAUAUUUUGGAAUGGCUGCAGCAGCUGUCUCUCUCCUCUCUGCCAAAUCAAUUACAGCCAUUCCAAAGCUUAAGCCUUUCCUCUUUGAUUUUCACGUUUCGCCCCCUUUCUCUCUCUCCUUUGCCGUUGCCCCCAACACCACCACCCAUUUCACUCUUUGGUCCCGUAAACCCCGCCGAAAUCCAACCCCUCCCGCUGCUGCCAUGUUAUUCCCUCAAAAUCCGGUCUUUUCCGACACUUGCGCCGCCGUCAUUAGCGGUUCCAUCGCCCUCUCUGUCCUCCGUUUAUGGCAGGAGACCGCCAAACGCGGCCUGUUUGACCAGAAACUGAAUAGGAAGCUCGUGCACAUAAGCAUUGGGCUAGUUUUCAUGCUUUGUUGGCCAUUAUACAGUUCUGGGUAUCGGGGAGCAAUUUUAGCAGCUAUUACACCCGGUGUCAACAUAAUACGUAUGAUUCUUAUAGGUUCUGGACUAUGGAAAGAUGAAGCCACUGUGAAAGCAAUGAGCAGAUAUGGUGACUACAGGGAACUUCUUAAAGGACCAGUCUAUUAUGCUACGACGAUUACUUUGGCUUGUGCAUUCUAUUGGAGGACUUCACCUAUAGCAAUUGCUGCAAUAUGUAACCUUUGUGCUGGAGAUGGUUUUGCCGAUAUCGUGGGAAGACAAUUUGGUGGACAGAAACUUCCUUACAAUAAGAACAAGUCCAUAGCUGGUAGUGUUGCAAUGGCAAUAGCUGGUUUUUUGACCUCUGUUGGGUAUAUGUAUUAUUUUUCCUACUUUGGAUAUAUCAAAGAGAGUACGGAGAUUGUUUUCGGUUUCUUGAUUGUGUCUAUCGCAUCAGCACUUGUGGAGUCACUUCCAGUUAGUACCGAGCUCGAUGACAACCUCACGGUUACAUUAACCUCAAUAUUGGUCGGCAGCCUUGUCUUCUGAUUUAAGAAUCAGUCUUAGAAUGCAGAGGCUAGUUGUAGGAGCAGUGUUUAUUUGGGGACUGAGAAAUGUUGUAAUUUAGUGUAACAUAUAAAAUGCUUGAAAUGUGGCCAAUGACGAUAUUCCACUGAUGACAUUGUAGUUCAAGUCCCGAGCUGCCUUUCUUAAUGGCAACAUUUGAGCCUAUCUCAUCCAUGGUUCCAAACUUA
This is a messenger RNA of Gossypium raimondii (Peruvian cotton), 1285 nucleotides long. Its product is annotated as probable phytol kinase 3, chloroplastic. The transcript has 6 exons. The record is from RefSeq and is a predicted model, not a curated record. Bases 159 to 1079 code for a protein of 306 amino acids. Gene Ontology annotation, molecular function: kinase activity. NCBI's taxonomy places the organism in Eukaryota, Viridiplantae, Streptophyta, Magnoliopsida, Malvales, Malvaceae.